This is a messenger RNA of Cladophialophora yegresii CBS 114405, 1344 nucleotides long. RefSeq lists its product as uncharacterized. The transcript has 2 exons. Gene Ontology annotation, cellular component: fungal-type cell wall. Bases 1 to 1344 code for a protein of 447 amino acids. NCBI's taxonomy places the organism in Eukaryota, Fungi, Ascomycota, Eurotiomycetes, Chaetothyriales, Herpotrichiellaceae. The record is from RefSeq and is a predicted model, not a curated record.
AUGAAAUACACACUCACAACAAGUUCUCUCCUGGCGCUCGCCAGCUCGGCUGCGGUGCUUGCACAGGACAACAACUGCUACGAGGAGAAGGGCAACUGGUAUUGCUCUGAAGUCCAAGCAAUCUCGUACUCCAACUUCGGCACUCCUGGGCAGUACCAGAAAGUCACCAAUAUGGGUUCGAGUGGUGAAUGUGAUCUUGGACCGCAAAGUUAUUCUGGAGGCAUGGCACCCAUGGAUGGCGAGGUGUCCUGGCAUUUCCGCGGUCCGAUCCAGCUGAAGCAGUUUGCCUUCUACACCGCUGGCUCGGAGAACGGCAAGCGGUCGACUAACUCCAACCCACACCAGAGGCGCUACGCCCACAAGCACCUCCACCACUCCGGUCCACCGGGUCCCGACGAUGAGAAAGAGGACCUUGCGGGACACAAGCGCGCGGUGGGUGAUUGGGUCACCGCCACGAUCAAUGGACAAGUCGUUUCGUGGGCCAACCAGUUCGACGGAGGCGCAGCUGCGACUCCAGCUCCAGCUCCUGCAGCUGGUGGCGAUGGUGACCAGAGAGUCCCGCCGGGAUCCGCAAGCGCGGCAUACUCUGCUCCUGCACCAGCCGCCAGCAUGAAUGCUGGUGCGGGAAAUUGGGGACGACAGGCCUACUACAACGCCGAGCAGGGCACUGCCAAAGGGCUUGUCUUCCUCAAUAAUCAUGGCGGUCAGGGCAGUGGUGUAUUCGACACCACCUGGGGUAUGUCGUUGUCGUACGCUUCCGCCGACAACAGUGCCGGCUCCGCCUCGCCCGUCACUCUCGCCGACACGUUGAUCCCAGAUAACAGCGAGUUCGUCAUCAUGAGCGACAAGCCUUGUUCAGAUGGAAGCUGCGGAACAGUCAGAGACGGCACAGUCGCAUACCAUGGCUUUGAUGGUGCUUCCAAGCUCUUCCUCCUCGAGUUUAGCAUGCCUCUCUCAGGAAAUACUGGCUUCAACGGCGAUAUGCCGGCCGCGUGGAUCCUCAACGCUCAAAUCCCCCGGACCAUCCAGUAUGGCAAAUGCUCGUGCUGGGACUCCGGCUGUGGCGAGUUCGACGUCUUCGAAGUCCUGGAUCCCGGUAAUCAGAAGUGCAAGUCCACUUGGCACGGCAUUAAGUCCAAAGGCGAUUCGAACUGGUUCCAGCGACCGAUCAGCGGUCCCAAGAAGGUCGCAGUAGUGUUUGAUGGCGGUGCCAGCACGGCACACAUUAUUGUGUUACCCGAUGACUUUAGCUUCGACAGCAUCGUCUCGGAAGCUACUAUCGCUGCAUCACUGAGCGCAAUCUCUGACCCGGCAAAGCAUAUUCAGAUUGCGUUGGACUCGUGA